Molecule: messenger RNA, 712 nt
Organism: Daucus carota subsp. sativus
Lineage: Eukaryota; Viridiplantae; Streptophyta; Magnoliopsida; Apiales; Apiaceae
Product: NADH dehydrogenase [ubiquinone] 1 beta subcomplex subunit 10-B
Exons: 3
Coding region: 114-431 (105 amino acids)
Source: RefSeq, a predicted model, not a curated record
UUGCCGGAGAGCUUUCUAAAUCCCACAACGCCCAAACCGAACAUACUCAUUCGGGUACUCACAACAUUAGUAGUCCGAAGUAGAGAGACAGAGAGAGAUUGAAGGAGAGAGAGAUGGGUCGCAAGAAGAGCGUUGAAUUCGAUGAAUCCCCUCCAGAUUUCGACCCAGAGAACCCAUACAAAGACCCAGUAGCUCUGCUUGAGAUGCGUGAACACAUCGUCAGAGAGAAAUGGAUUGACAUAGAAACAGCCAAGAUCAUUCGUGAGAAGCUUCGUUGGUGUUAUCGAAUUGAAGGGGUCAAUCAUCUUCAGAAAUGUAAGCAUCUUGUUCAGCAGUAUCUUGAUUCUACUCGUGGUAUUGGUUGGGGUAAAGAUGGUCGUCAUCCUGAUUUACAUGGUCCUAAGGUUGCUGCGGUGGCGGCUGAGGAGUGAUUGUGGACAGGUGUUACUGGAAAUUUGCAGCAAGCAGCAGCUUACUUGUAUAAAGUGCAAGGACAAAUAAUGCAUCAGCUGAUUGCUUAUUUAGGCUGCUUCGCUUUAUGGUCUUUUGCUUUAUGUUACAAACUCCCAUUAAUUGUAUUUUUCUUGCCAUUUUUUCCCUGUAAAAUGUGGAUGUUGUUGGCUUUGAGGUGUUGAAUCCAGAUGAGCUGUUGUGAUUUAAGCAAUGGUUGCUAUUUGCUAGGCUACAAGAAUAAAUAAGCUUAUGCUGAUAA